CUUUACUCCUUAUUUUUUUCAGAUGACAGUCCCAAAGAGAAAAUUGAUUUUACUAAAAUGGAAAAUAAUAAUCUUGUUUACUCGAUAUUCACCCCAAAUUCAAAAACGAAAGGAAAUGAAUUGAAAAUUAACGGAGAUAGGCAAUUGUCGACAUCCAAUGGAGAUCUGGAUUCUGUAAGAAAUAUUAUAAGUGAGCAAUUAAUGAACGACUUUAAUGCUAACGAUUCAUUUACCGGAAGUAUCAGUAAUGGAGCUUAUACUACCACUAUUACAGCAGACAUUGAAGGAGAAGUUAAGAAAAAACGAGUUUCUGACAAGUCUUACUUUAUUGCUAAAGAAAUCUUAAUGACUGAAAUAACUUAUAAAAAGGAUCUGGAUGUCAUAAAUAUUUGGUUUAGAGAUGAAGUGGGAAAAGAAGAACCGGAAGAGUGUUCUAUUCUAUUGACCCUUAUAGCUCCACUGGCUCAAGCUCACGGCAUUUUGGUUCGGGAUUUGGAACAAAGAUUGCAAAAUUGGGAUGGCCGAGGAGGACCGAAAACAUCGACAGAAGGAGUGGCAGACGUUUUGUUAACUCACUUACCUCCCCUAUUACCGAUAUAUGAAGAAUAUUUAGAUGGACACAUAUUAGUACUAGAAAAAUUAGAUUCAGCGUUAAAAUCAAACAACCGUUUUGAACAAUUUUAUCGGGAUUUUGAAACCCAAAAAGUUUGCUACUUACCUUUCACCUCUUUCGUACUUAAGCCUCUGCAUAGAUUGCUACAAUAUCAGAAUAUAUUACAAAGUAAGUAUUUGUAUAAUUUGUCUAUUUAUGUAACUUUAUUAUCUCUAAAAAUAUUUUCAUAUUUGCGUAUUCCGACUUUAAUUAACCAAUAAUUGUAAAUAUCUUCC
Messenger RNA from Agrilus planipennis (emerald ash borer), 888 nucleotides. Its product is annotated as FERM, ARHGEF and pleckstrin domain-containing protein 1-like. Gene Ontology annotation, molecular function: guanyl-nucleotide exchange factor activity. The record is from RefSeq and is a predicted model, not a curated record. The transcript has 3 exons. NCBI's taxonomy places the organism in Eukaryota, Metazoa, Arthropoda, Insecta, Coleoptera, Buprestidae. The coding region runs from base 58 to 873 and encodes 271 amino acids.